UACUGGUCGUCCACAAUUAUUUUUCCGUUUGUUUCGCAAGAAAAAUUUCUUCUUUGGACUUAUUUUUUUUGACUCAUGGAAGGUGGAGGAAAGUUGAAGAGAGGUGCCGGAGGGAGGAAGGGCGGCGGUCCCAGGAAGAAACCGGUGACCCGGUCCGUCAAAGCCGGUCUACAGUUCCCAGUCGGACGGAUUGGCCGGUACUUGAAGAAAGGCCGGUACGCUCAGCGCGUUGGAACCGGCGCUCCGGUUUACCUCGCAGCCGUGCUCGAGUACUUAGCCGCUGAGGUUUUGGAGCUGGCUGGAAAUGCUGCAAGAGACAACAAGAAGAACAGAAUUAUCCCAAGGCAUGUGUUACUGGCUGUGAGGAACGAUGAGGAGCUCGGAAAGCUUCUCGCCGGUGUGACGAUUGCGCAUGGAGGUGUACUUCCCAACAUCAACCCCAUCCUUCUGCCCAAGAAGUCUGAAAAGGUGGCCGCCAAGGAGCCCAAGUCUCCAUCCAAGGCCACCAAGUCUCCUAGGAAAGCUUAAAACUUCUCAGAGCAGUGUUUGCGCGAAGUGUUUGUGUCUCUGUAUGUAAUUUCCCUUCUGUAUGUGGCUUGUAGGGGAAGCUUCAUGUUCUUAGGAAUUAGGACACCAUUGUACCACCUUUUUUUUUUUUUUUUUUUAAUUCCCAUGUCCUUUGUAGAACAUCCUUUGCUUUUCAAUGAAUGAAAUCGAAUUGCAGCCCAGUUUGGAACUCUCA
Molecule: messenger RNA, 742 nt
Organism: Alnus glutinosa
Lineage: Eukaryota; Viridiplantae; Streptophyta; Magnoliopsida; Fagales; Betulaceae
Product: histone H2A
Exons: 2
Coding region: 76-528 (150 amino acids)
Cellular component (GO): nucleosome
Molecular function (GO): protein heterodimerization activity; DNA binding; structural constituent of chromatin
Source: RefSeq, a predicted model, not a curated record